UAAGUCUACUGUGGCGGACAGCGGAGCUGCGCUUCAUGGAGGAGCUGGCUCUGCGCUGCCGGGCGACCGGAGCAGAAGCAGGCUGAGGGUCCUUUGGCCAAAACCAAUCUGGGCACGCUACCCUCCCACCGCUUCCAAUAACCGCUGACAUCCCUAACGGGCACUGAGCCUGGGCAGGGCGCGGGGGGAGGGGGGUCUGCUCGGAAAUCGUCCUGGCCAACUCUGUCCUCCAAGCUGUGGCAGAUUAUGGCAUCUUUUUUCCCUCUAGAGCGAGAAAGUGAGCCCGGAAAAGGAAAGAGGGGGCGGGUCACCCCCAAAGAAUAAAUAAACACUAGCUACUCGCCGCAGCUGGACGCGGGUCAGUUCAGUCCAGGUUUGGUCGGAACUGAACCCCUAGAGCGGGUCCGCCUCCCGCCCUCUCGCCCGCCUGGGGCUGAGUCGCUGGCUGCAGUGGGCGGCAGAGCGACGGGGAGUUUCCUCUCACCCUGGAUGGAGCUGAACUUUGAGUGGCCAGAGGAGUGCGGUCGCCCGGGAAUCGCUGCACGCUGAGCUCUCCCUGCGAGACCCAGCGGCGGCUUUGGAUUUUGGGGGGCGGGGACCAGCUGCGCGCCGGCACCAUGUUUCUGGCCACUCUGUACUUCGCGCUGCCACUCCUGGAUUUGCUCCUGUCCGCCGAGGUGAGUGGUGGGGACCGCUUGGACUGCGUGAAAGCCAGUGAUCAGUGCCUGAAGGAACAGAGCUGCAGCACCAAGUACCGCACACUAAGGCAGUGCGUGGCGGGGAAGGAAACCAACUUCAGCCUGGCAUCUGGUCUCGAGGCCAAGGAUGAGUGCCGCAACGCCAUGGAGGCCCUGAAGCAAAAGUCUCUCUACAACUGCCGCUGCAAGCGGGGCAUGAAGAAAGAGAAGAAUUGUCUGCGCAUCUACUGGAGCAUGUAUCAGAGCCUGCAGGGAAAUGAUCUACUGGAAGAUUCCCCGUAUGAGCCAGUUAACAGCAGGUUGUCAGAUAUAUUCCGGGCAGUCCCGUUCAUAUCAGUGGAGCACAUUUCCAAAGGGAACAACUGCCUGGAUGCAGCCAAGGCCUGCAACCUGGAUGAUACCUGCAAGAAGUACAGGUCUGCCUACAUCACGCCGUGCACCACCAGCAUGUCCAAUGAGGUCUGCAACCGCCGCAAGUGCCACAAGGCCCUCAGGCAGUUCUUUGACAAGGUCCCGGCCAAGCACAGCUACGGAAUGCUCUUCUGCUCCUGCAGGGACAUUGCCUGCACUGAGCGGCGCCGACAGACGAUCGUUCCUGUGUGCUCCUAUGAAGAAAGAGACAAGCCCAACUGCCUGAAUCUGCAGGACUCCUGCAAGACAAACUACAUCUGCAGAUCUCGCCUUGCAGAUUUUUUUACCAACUGCCAGCCAGAGUCAAGGUCUGUUAGCAACUGUCUCAAGGAGAACUAUGCAGACUGCCUCCUGGCCUACUCAGGACUGAUUGGCACGGUCAUGACCCCCAACUACAUAGACUCCAGCAGCCUCAGUGUGGCCCCGUGGUGUGACUGCAGUAACAGUGGCAACGAUCUGGAGGAGUGCUUGAAGUUUCUGAAUUUUUUUAAGGACAAUACGUGUCUCAAAAAUGCAAUUCAAGCCUUUGGCAAUGGCUCAGAUGUGACCAUGUGGCAGCCAGCCCUCCCAGUACAGACCACCACUGCCACCACUACCACUGCCUUCCGAGACAAGAACAAGCCUCUGGGACCAGCAGGGUCUGAGAACGAAAUCCCCACACACGUUUUGCCACCUUGUGCAAAUCUGCAGGCACAGAAGCUGAAAUCCAAUGUGUCGGGCAGUCCACAUCUCUGUCUUUCUGACCAUGAUUACGAAAAGGAUGGUCUCGCUGGUGCCUCCAGCCACAUAACCACAAAAUCGAUGGCUGCUCCUCCCAGUUGUGGUCUGAGCUCACUGCCGGUGCUGGUGGUUACCACUCUGGCCACCCUAUUAUCUGUAUCCUUGGCAGAAACAUCAUAGCUGCAUUCAGAAAAUACGGAAAGACAAGAGAGAGAAACAAACAACCAAGUAACCUGUUUCCUGUCUUCUUGUAUAUCUGAAAAUCCAGUUUUAAAAGCUCGGUUGAGAAACAGUUUCAUCCAACUGGAACUCCUUUGUUGUUUUUAAGGAAGCUUCUUGUGACCCUGGGGGGCUUCUGUGGAAGAACCGACACAGGGCUAAUUCCAAACUCAGAAGGCUCUGUGUCAUGGUGUGGGUUAAGGGGACCAUUUGUAAACUGACUGUAAAGCAAGCUGAGGCUAUGGUUUUGAUGGUGGUGGUGGUGAUGAUGAUGACCGAUGAUGAUGAUGAUUUUAACAGCUUAAACUGUUCUCUUUACUGGCUAGAGCAGGAGAUGCUAUUGGUAAAGAUUAUUCCAUAUUUUGUUGAAUGGCUUUGAAUUCUAAUGACAUGGCUGCAGCCUUAGUGUAGAUGGCAAAUGAAGGUCAGCCCCGUGAGUGGACUUUUUGGACUCCAUCUUGUACUAAUGUUCACCUUUCUAUGUCCGUUCUUCACAGAGUGUUUGUGUACUGCUGACAAUUCUGUGACCCUCAACAAAACCAAAAGCCCUGGUCACAUCUAAAUGCAGAGCCUGUCAUCCAGUCCAGUAGAGGAGAGUGGCUGUGGCCCUCACACAGCACCUGGCUUGUUGACUGACGCUCUGCUGAGCCUUUCCUGAGUGAGGAGCCCUUAAAUAUAGCUGAAGUGCAACUCUUAAUGCUUUUUACACUUGCGAGGUCACAUGUAGUGUUCCUUUACUAUUCAAUGAUUCCAGCUGUUGGCUUUCUACAUUUUGAAAGUAAUGAUACUGUCCUCAUUUUUUACUGAUGGUUUAAUACAGAUACAUGCGGUGUGUUUUCCUCUCAUAAUUAGUAGUAGCUCCAAUAUUGACUUUGUUGAUAUGGCUCUCAAAAGCAGACCCUAAGGAGCCCCCAUGCUUUAGCAGAAAGCUGCAUCCCAUUACUGUGGGCAGGCAGGAGAAAACUGAGCAGCCAGCUCAUGUCUUUCUCUGUCUUGAAAACAAGGCUGCAUACACGUGAGGAACAGGUCAGUUCUUGUAAGGGAUGCCACAUUUGGAUGGCAUUACUGGCAUUGACGCAGCUCCACUACCUUGGUGUUCAUGGUAUCUGACAAAGACAGCUUUGAUUGGGCCUGGGCACAAGGGCUGGGAUGGAGGUGUGCUGCCCUCUCUUUCAAAGUCACCCCUGCCAGUGUACCCGUGAGUGUCUUUGCUCCUGACUGCAGAGUCAUGGCCCCAUUCAGAGCAGUUUGGUCUCAGGGUCAUCAAGCAUCUCUGUAUGUGACUCUAUGGCCUUCAUCACGGACUGUGUCCCUGCAAAGAGGAAUGGCGGUGUAUGGAUCUUGAGGGCUAACAUGGAGUCUGGAAAGGUGAGUUGGUUGGCAAAGAUACACAGAACAGGAUGGGAUUCUCCUGAUGAGACAUCUGGCUUACUUAGCCACACACCUUCUCCUGGAGUCCUCUUCCUCACCUGAGCAGACCCUUAGGUGUGUAUCUAAAGUCUGCUUUAGACAGUCAAGUUCAGAACCUGCAGACAAUUGCAUAUGGGCAACUAUGUUUGCCCAAAAGUGAAUAAAGGAAGGAAAGUUCCCUCCAUGGAACCCUGAAAGUAUCAUCUUGCUUCCCACCCUCAGAAAGGUGGAGGAGGGAGCCCUGAUGCACAUAAUCUACUGGUACCUGCCCCCUGCUCUCUGAGGUUUGCUUUGGAUGAACAGCAGUUCACCUGAGAAAGGGAAGAAAUCUAUGAAAGCCAAGAGAUAGACCUGGUUUUCAGCUCUUUUGGUGUUUGAAGUACAUUUAUAUCCAAAUGCUAAUGAAUACCAAUGUAAAAUACUCAGUAGCAACAUUUUUUCAUGUCAAAAUGUUUCAAGGGGGAAUGCAUCCAACAUCUAAGUGUACCUGAUCAGUGGGAAGUUCCAUGAAGACUCAUACGUACAGUGAAUAAAUACCUUGAAUGUGUCAAAACAUUUAGAAUGCCAGUCAUGUAUGGGAGCAUAUCUCUUACGGAGCAUAUUGUGUUUUAAUUAAGGUAUCUCCAUGUAUCUACACUGGAAUAAUUGCACAUGGGUCUGAUUGGAUGUGAUCCACCUUAGGAAACUAUUGAUUACCCCUGCUGUACACCGCAGUUCUAAUUAGCUUCAGAGAACCAUAGAGGAAACCAGAGCCCUGUACUAACCAGGCAGCCUUCAGCCAAGAACUCAGUAGAUAUGCAACAUGGAAAUUAAACUUUGAAAAGCUCUGUCACCAA
Molecule: messenger RNA, 4294 nt
Organism: Peromyscus maniculatus bairdii (prairie deer mouse)
Lineage: Eukaryota; Metazoa; Chordata; Mammalia; Rodentia; Cricetidae
Gene: Gfra1
Product: GDNF family receptor alpha 1
Biological process (GO): nervous system development
Cellular component (GO): external side of plasma membrane; signaling receptor complex
Molecular function (GO): signaling receptor activity
Source: RefSeq, a predicted model, not a curated record